AUGGAGAGCUCUAAAAAGUAACUUCUAGAUAGGACUGCAGAGUAUCUUAUUCAGAAUAAUCAAAAACUCAGUAAAGAGUACGCUGAGCUUAAAGAACAGUAUGAUAAAAUUGUUGUAAAAUCUACACCGAAAGCAAAAACUCAGAAUGUUCACAUGUUAAAAGCAGCCUUAGGAACUCCUGAAUCUUCCAAAAAAGUUCUGAGAAUAUUUGAAAAAGAUAUCGAAUUUCUUGAAAGAAGACUGCUAAUGCCAAAAGAUAUUGACAUUGAGUAUAAAUUAGAAAUUCAGAUUAGAGAGCUGAAAAAACAGCUGGAGUCACUUCGAAAAGAAAACGAAAGACUUAACAAAUUAACCUUGCAAGCCAAAGAAGCACCUGUAAUAGCCCAAAACCCAGAAAAUGAGCUUCUAAAAGAAAUCAACCAAUUAAAUAAAGAAAUUGACAAAACUGAUUCAAAAAUUACAAAAAAUGAAAAAAUGCAAGAAGAACUGGCACAGAAAAUCCCAACUUUAGAGUCAAAAUCUUAUAAAUUACUUACAAAAUUAGGAAAAUAUAAAGAAAGAAAUGAUGAAAAAGCAAAGAAAUUUGAUGAUAUGAACAAGAAAUUGACGAUAAUAAGCAAUAGCUGGAAAUCAAACGUUGCCAAAUAUCAGCAAAUAAUUAAAGAAAUGGAGCAAGAAGAAGGACAAAUCAGAGAAAGGUUUGUUGGGAUAAAAACAAAAGUUUUUAAAAAAGACCAACAGAUGAGGCUACUCCAUAUGACUCGCGACGAGCUCAUUUCAAUGAGAAGCUCCCCAGACAAGCCUGACGAUGGGAUGUUCCGUCCUGAUGUAAAUUUUUUGUACAAGCCAUCAGUAAAUGCUUUGUAUAUCUAA
Blepharisma stoltei is the source of this 873-nucleotide messenger RNA. NCBI's taxonomy places the organism in Eukaryota, Ciliophora, Heterotrichea, Heterotrichida, Blepharismidae. The record is from the annotation of a GenBank genome assembly.